Molecule: messenger RNA, 1946 nt
Organism: Owenia fusiformis
Lineage: Eukaryota; Metazoa; Annelida; Polychaeta; Sabellida; Oweniidae
Source: the annotation of a GenBank genome assembly
AUGGCAUUAAUCAUACAUUUGGUGUGUUGUCUCUGGAUCCUAAUAGCGUCUGUUGAUGGGGGAUCAGUACUUGUACAACCAUGCUUUAUGCUGCAGAAUUCUCGACUUGAAGCCAUAGAGAAGAUUGCCUUAAUUCUCUCAAAUGCAGGACAUAAUGUGACCUAUUUUGCUCACACAGAGUAUAAAGUACCGGUUGAUUUUGUCGCAGCUAAAAUCAAUGUGAUAAAGUUCAAAUAUCCUAGUGAGAAAAUUGCGUAUAAUGUGCCGGAGGAUAUUGUUCAGGAUGCGAUGACAACAACUAUUACUGGUGAAAUCAAGAUGAUGUAUGAACGUGGUGGGGUCACAGAUACCUACCUGGACACGUUACUGUUGCCUUAUUUUGAGGAUGUCUCUCUAUGGAAAAGACUAAAAGAUGCAGCGUUUGAUUUGGUCGUUUUAGAUAGUGUGGAUGUUAUACUUGGUGGGAUAGCUAAACAGUAUUUGGACAGACCAACGGUGCUAUGGUCAAACGCUGGCUACGAGAUGCACUUUGAAAAUUGGUUGAUGCCUUUACCAUUGGCCCACAUACCAAUUGUUGCUGUUCCGUUUUCAGAUCAUAUGUCAUUUACGGAAAGAACCAUGAAUGUUUACUAUUAUCUAACGAUGAUUUGGUACAAGCGUAACUGGUAUGAUUUGAGGGAUGAGAACUGGAAGAAAGUCGCGGACAAACUUGGUCUUCCACCAACCACAAACAGUCGGCUAUCUGAAGGUGACUUGAUCUUUAUACAGUCAAACUUUGCCUACUUCUAUCCUCGACCAAUCAUGCCUAAUGUCAUACCUGUCCUUGGCUUGAAAGACAAACCUCACAAACCAAUCGACACUAAAUUUACAGAGCUUAUAGAUGUCGCUGGUGAAGAUGGGUUUAUCGUUUUCACUCUUGGCUCAAUGCCAGCAGGAAUGGAUGAACAGCGACGGGAAAUCUUUGCUACAGUUUUUGCGAAACUAAAACAACGAGUUUUUUGGAAAUACAGCGGCCCCAUACCUAAAAGCCUAGGCAAGAAUACAAUAUUGUUGCCAUGGCUACCUCAAAAUGACCUCUUGGGGCAUCCCAAAUUGAAAUUAUUCAUGACACAUUGCGGAGCUUCCGGAUCAGCUGAGGCUGUGUUCAAUGGUGUCCCUAUCAUUGGUGUCCCAUUAUUUUACGACCAGAGACAUCACUGUACCAUUCUCACACAGCGUUUAAAAAUGGGCGUGGUCGUAAAAUUUACCGAAAUCACAGUUGAAAUGCUAAGUAAUGCCAUGGAUGAGGUUAUAGGGAAUCCUCAGUACAAGCGUAACGCCCUGAAGGCUCAAGAACUGGCAAGAGAUCAACCUGUUAAUGCAUCCUACACCAUUCAGUACUGGGCGGAAUAUGUCAUGAAGCACAAAGGAGCUAAACAUUUACAAUCAAAGCCUAUGAUGGAACUCAACUUCUUCCAGUACUAUCUGUUAGACAUAGCAUGUGUUUGUCUUAUAUUUAUGUCAUUCACCAUACUGUGUGUUCUCUAUCUCAUAAAGCGUUUUUAUAAUUAUGUAUUUUUGAGCUAUGAUAAAAAACUUAAAAAACAAUAAAUGGACAUGUUGUAUUUUGUAACAUAAAAGAUAAACUAGAAAGUAUGUUGUUUUUGUGUGUAUUUUGUUCCUUUCAUUUUUCAUUACAUGAAGAAGACAACCCGUUGUGUGUAUAGGUUCCAAGUUUUGAAUAUAAAAUAUCAUAUUCAAAAAUGAGUCAUAAUAAAUGUGAAAACAAUAACAAAACAUAAGGGUUUCAUCCUGUGAUAAUUCAUAUAUACCCAAUAAAAAUUGGAACAAUUUUUUGUUUAUUCAGAUAAUGGUUAAAUAAAUAUUUGUGAAAAUGUUAACGAUAAAAAUAUGUAAAUAUAAUUAUUUUUUUGCUUGUCAUGGUCAUGAUCUGUAUACUGCAUAUG